AUGACGACAUAUAUAUAUAAUUAUGGCGGCGGUCGUCGUGGUGGUGGUGGCCGUGGUGGUGGUGGCAGAGGCGGUCGUGGUGGCGCGGGCGGCGGUAAGACUCCCAACAGGAAUAAAUGCCCCGUUUGUUUCAAGCGGGGUCAUACCGCCGCUCAAUGUCGUGCCGUGGAUGCCGCCGCCACCAGAGACCCGGUCGCUGAGGCUGCCGAAGCAGCUAUCGCGUACGCCAGAAAAUUGCAAGAAGAAGCUGCCCUGGCUGCUCGGGAGCAGCAGAGAAAUCAGCCACCACCACCACCACAACAACAGCAGCAAGAACAGCCACCACAACAACAGCAAGAACAAGAAGAGCAGCAUAUUAACAUGUAA
Messenger RNA from Metopolophium dirhodum (rose-grain aphid), 366 nucleotides. RefSeq lists its product as uncharacterized. Bases 1 to 366 code for a protein of 121 amino acids. The record is from RefSeq and is a predicted model, not a curated record. NCBI's taxonomy places the organism in Eukaryota, Metazoa, Arthropoda, Insecta, Hemiptera, Aphididae. The transcript is spliced from 2 exons.